UCGUGGACGCCACGACCUCCAUGAAUGGAGCUUCAAGGAUACUUGGUUCUAUUGCGCCUCUAGCAGCGGCGCCAUUCAGCUCCUCGCGCCAACAAGGUACUACACAUUUCCAAAGAUCCCACACCAUGGAGCUGCAUGAGGAGCGCGAGCUCCAUCGCAAUCUCCUCAGCAUGCCACACAGGCCAGCAUUCACAGCGUCGUACUGCUUCUUGGAGCCGAUCUGUGCCACUCUUCCCUCAAAUCCAGAUCCCUCGCUCGCAAGCCAGGACUUGGCGCCAGUGUGCAAAGAGGGGAGGCUCUUAUCUUCAUGGGAUAUGACAUUCUUGUGGCUGGGCUUGGUCGUGGGAGUUCCAAAUUACUAUCUCGCUGGAAGCUUGGUGGAGCUCGGGAUGGCAUGGUGGCAAGGAAUUGGCACCGUCUUGCUUGCGAAUGUGAUCACGUACUGCAUUCUCGUCUUAGCUGCGCAUCCAGGGACCAAGUAUGGGAUUUCCUUCCCGGUUUUGUUGCGAGCUUCUUUCGGAGUGUUUGGAGCCAACGUCCCGGCUUUGCUGCGAGGCUUUGUGGCUUGCGGGUGGUACGGGAUUGAGACUUGGAUAGGUGGUGAGGCGAUUUUCAGGAUUGUGGACGUGAUGUUGGGGAAGAACAGGUUCUCCAACUUGGCCGAGAGCUUGCCUUUGCUUGGGACCUCUGUGCCCGAGCUUGGGUGUUUUUUCCUGUUUUGGCUGCUGCAGCUGUGGAUUGUGUGGAAUGGGAUCGAGAGCAUUAAGAAGCUGGAGAAGUAUAGCGCUCCGGUGCUUAUCGUGCUCACGGUGGCCUUGCUUGUUUGGGCCGUCGUCUCUGCUGGGGGAUUUGGAGCAAUGCUUGCUGCUUCUUCGGCAUUUGGACGUGGUGGUCGCAAGGAAGGCAAGUUCUGGCAAGUUUUCUUGCCUUCGCUUACAGCAAACAUUGGAACGUGGUCGACUUUGAGCUUGAAUAUCCCAGAUUUUAGCCGGUACACUUAUUCGCAGGCUGAUCAAAUCCUUGGCCAGGCAAGCCUGCCUCUUUUCAUGGCCGCCUUCUCUUUCGUCGGCCUGGCAGUGACAUCGGCUUCGGAAGUCAUAUUCGGACACGCCAUAUCCAACCCCAUCGAGCUCCUUUCACGGAUACGAGGUGGCUUUCUCGUUGCUGUGGUUUCACUCAUUGGAGUCACCCUGGCCACUCUCACCACCAACAUCGCAGCCAACGUCGUGGCACCGGCAAACGCACUCGUCAACCUUGAUCCAAAGCGAUUCACCUAUAGAAGCAGCGGACUCGUUGUGGCAGUCAUAAGCGUGUGCUUCCUUCCGUGGAAGCUCCUCCAGACCAGCGAAAGUUUCAUAUACGCUUGGCUAGUCGGCUACUCGGCACUUCUCGGCCCAAUCGGAGGUAUACUUCUUGCUGAUUACUACAUUCUCAGGCAACGAAAGUUGGAUAUUGACUCCCUCUAUUCCUCGAGCAACACAGGAAAAUACUGGUACUCCAAAGGUGUGAAUCCCGCGGCAAUGGUUGCUCUUACGGCUGGAAUUCUACCCUGCAUUCCAGGCUUCCUGAGCACCGUCGGCCUACUGAAGCUCAAGAUUCCAAGGCUUUUGCUAGCUCUGUAUGAUGGUGCAUGGUUUGUGGGGUUCUUCGUGGCUGGACUCGUAUACUUGACGCUUUCGUGCUUUCCCCGAGUGGAGAGAGCCUUGUAAGCAUGUCAACCUCUGUAGAGUUUUCAAAACAAGGGAGCUGCAGAGUAACUUCACAGUGUUGCUUAAUGACGCCACUCUAUGCUCUCGAGAGCUAGAUCUAAAACUUAGGCUUUGUACAAUGCAGAAUUGUAAAAUGGUUUUUUGCAAGAGAAGUGCCUCAGUCACACGCUCUAUAGGACAUCUUACCUCAAAGCACUUAGCCCCACUUUUCGCUUUGGAGCCCAUAUGUCAACAAGCUAUAUGUAACUUUGGAUGGGAUUGGAUUGAAUUUGAUUGCCAGAAGGGGCAAACACCACACAAGGUUUCUGUUUUUCGAGUCGCUCCUGAGCUCUUGAGCCAAGUGCUCGGCCAUGGCUGAUAAGAGUUAUCCUUACGGCUAUCCUCCUCAAGGUUACUAUCCACAGCCACCUCCAGUGGCUCCUCCUCCGCAGUAUUAUGGCCCUUCUCAUAGAGACCAAGGCUUUCUAGAAGGCUGCUUGGCUGCCCUUUGCUGCUGCUGGUUACUGGAUGUUUGCUGCUGCUGCGGCCCACACAUGCUCAUUGGAUGCUGAUGAUUCCUAGUAAAUUUGAAGCUCUACAUCUGAUAUAUGGAGUUUUAGUAACUUCUUGGCUAUGGUAGCGUUGGAUCUUGCUGCGCUGCAAAAUCAUAUACAUAUGCGCCAAUUAUUUCUUAUUUUUCGGUAAAUUACGCAGAUUUUUCUGUGCAGACUUUGGAACCUAUAUAUGAUUAUGCUACUGCUCGAA
This is a messenger RNA of Selaginella moellendorffii, 2453 nucleotides long. Its product is annotated as purine-uracil permease NCS1. NCBI's taxonomy places the organism in Eukaryota, Viridiplantae, Streptophyta, Lycopodiopsida, Selaginellales, Selaginellaceae. Gene Ontology annotation, cellular component: plasma membrane. Gene Ontology annotation, molecular function: nucleobase transmembrane transporter activity. The coding region runs from base 21 to 1709 and encodes 562 amino acids. The record is from RefSeq and is a predicted model, not a curated record. The transcript is spliced from 4 exons. Gene Ontology annotation, biological process: nucleobase transport; transmembrane transport.